Molecule: messenger RNA, 1665 nt
Organism: Capsella rubella
Lineage: Eukaryota; Viridiplantae; Streptophyta; Magnoliopsida; Brassicales; Brassicaceae
Product: protein indeterminate-domain 7
Exons: 4
Coding region: 98-1522 (474 amino acids)
Cellular component (GO): nucleus
Molecular function (GO): DNA-binding transcription factor activity
Source: RefSeq, a predicted model, not a curated record
GUGUAUAUAGUAGUUCUUUGUUGGAGUUUUCUAUGUUUUUUUAUUUUGGAUUUUUCUUGUUAAAAUUUAGAGCUUCUUGUUGUUCAUGUUUUGAGAAAUGAACAAGAACCCAACAAAAAAAUCUGGUUUUCUUGUGUUCAGGAUGAUGAUGAACAGAGAGAUGAUAUUUCAUCAACAACAACAACAAGUGGAAGAGAACAUGUCGAAUCUAACAUCUGCUUCAGGAGAUCAAGCAAGUGUGUCUUCCGGAAACAGAACUGAAACUAGUGGCUCUAACCUUAUUCACCAACAAGAACAGUGUUUUGUUCCUCAAUCAUCUAUCAAGAGGAAGAGAAAUCAACCAGGAAAUCCAGACCCUGAAGCAGAAGUGAUGGCUUUAUCACCAAAAACACUAAUGGCGACAAACAGAUUCAUAUGUGAGGUCUGCAACAAAGGUUUUCAAAGAGACCAGAACUUGCAACUCCACAAGAGAGGACACAAUCUACCGUGGAAGCUUAAGCAAAGAUCAAACAAAGACGUGGUUAGGAAGAAAGUUUACAUCUGUCCAGAGCCAGGCUGUGUCCAUAACCAUCCCUCGAGAGCUCUCGGAGACUUGACCGGAAUCAAGAAGCAUUUCUUCAGAAAACAUGGCGAGAAAAAAUGGAAAUGUGAAAAGUGCUCGAAGAAAUAUGCUGUUCAAUCAGAUUGGAAAGCUCAUGCUAAGACUUGUGGCACUAAAGAAUACAAAUGCGACUGUGGAACUCUCUUUUCUAGGAGGGAUAGUUUCAUAACUCAUAGAGCAUUUUGCGAUGCGUUAGCAGAAGAGAGUGCAAGAGCCAUACCAAACCCUAUUCUCAUACAAUCUUCAGCUUCUCCUUCUCAUCAUGGCCAUCAUCAAACACAACAGCAGAACAUCACUUUCUCUACUUCAUCCCAAAACGUGAUCAGCAGCAAUAAUCUCCAUGCUCCUCCUAUGAAGCAAGAAGAGUCACAUCAUCACUUCCAAAACAUCCCUCCUUGGCUUGCUUCAUCGAACCCUAAUAACCCUAAUGGCAGCAGCAAUAAUGGUAAUUUGUUCCCUCCUCUUGCUUCUUCUGCACCCACCGGACGAUCCAACUUUCACCACCCGUCGGCGGCUAUGUCAGCCACGGCUUUGCUCCAGAAAGCUGCUCAAAUGGGUUCCAAGAAGUCAAGUACAGCUCCAGAGGAAGAAGAGAAGCCGUCAAGGUCAAGCUAUAAUAACUUGAUCACGACUACGAUGGCCGAGAUGAUGACUUCACCAUCUGGACCAGCUGGAUUCGGGUUCCAAGACUAUUACAUGAUGAAUCAUCACGGCGGAGGUGGAGAAGAAGCUUUCAACGGUGGUUUUGUAGCCGGAGACGACAAGAACGACGUCGUGGACGACGGUGGAGGAGAGACGAGGGAUUUCUUGGGGCUAAGGUCGUUAAUGUCUCAUAAUGAGAUUCUAAGCUUCGCUAAUAAUCUUGGCAACUGUCUCAACAGUUCUGCUUCAGAGGAACAACAACAUAGCCACCAAGAUUAAUAUAUUAUCUAAAGUAUAUGUAUAGAGACUUUUCUAUAAAAUUAGUUUAAAUCAAACAUAUAUGUUGAAAGGAGAACUGUCACGGACGGUGCAAGCAAGUUUAUACCAACAAAAAAAAAGGAAAAUUAAUUACGAUUCGCCUA